Molecule: messenger RNA, 11909 nt
Organism: Mizuhopecten yessoensis (Yesso scallop)
Lineage: Eukaryota; Metazoa; Mollusca; Bivalvia; Pectinida; Pectinidae
Exons: 33
Coding region: 408-9548 (3046 amino acids)
Source: RefSeq, a predicted model, not a curated record
UUUUCAAAAACUUGAGCUCUAUAAUUAGAAACUGUCAUCAUUGUUAUCUAUUAUAUUGGAAUAUAUAAGAUUGAAUUAGUUUCUGUUCAGUAAUAUAAUUGUAGUUUAUUUCACAGUCAGUGCUUGACACUUUCAACACUUAAUAACAGUACAGGACAUGUAUAUAUUAUAACAGUGGUAUGUUGUUGAGAAAUGAGAAUAGACAUGGAUCAUCAGUAGGAAGGUCAGAGACAAAUACUGUAUUAUGUAUAAUGUGUGAUUUGUUCAGUCUAUCAACACUGGAAACUCACCUGUUUCAGAGAGAAGAUUUGGUCAGCGCUUUGAUGGACUGAUGUUUGACAUCCUGAUCCUCUGAUACCAGAGAAGAGACCUGAUUUGAUGUGUGACCUUUUCCUGUAACUGUCACAAUGUUAAACAAGGAAAAGUUUGUUGAGCGUCGACUCGCCAUAAAGAGAAAGCUUUAUAAUCUCCUGCGGAGUGAAGCACCCCAGGGGGUCCUUAAGCAUGAGGUAUGGAAUGUGUUGGCCAGGAGCAGUGGUCAGCAGGUGGCAGCCCACUUCUAUGGCGUUUCUAAGAUGCAUGGUUUACUGGCGAAGUUUGAAGACAUGGUGUGCGAGACAGAGCAUGAUGGCAAGAAAUAUCUGCAGUUGGUCAAAGGAUAUGCUCCCUCUGAUGCCGAAUCCUCUUCUGAUGAGGACAGCAGUGACAGUGAGGUACAGAUCGACCAGGUAUCCUCAUCAAGGCCGACUAACCAGAUGUUGCAGCCAGGGAGGGUAGCAGGCAGUCAUCCAGGUACUGGUAACAUAUUGCCAAUGCCCGUCCAGGGUUUUGGAGACUGCCUCCUCCCGUUGGGUCCCUACGUACGGCAGCCACUUGUGUUUGUCCAAUCUGUACGGCCUAUCCAACAAGGUUUUCAAGUGCCAGAACCUCCCCAGCAUAAAACCUCCCAGCAUAGCAUUCCUAAACAUGGGACUGAUCAGAACAUGGAUUUAGAUGAAAAAGACUUUCCAUCUUUAGUGUCCCCAACCUCACAGAAGAAGAAUCCAUCAUCGAUGGAUUCAAGAAAGGAACUGUUAAAGAAAAAUUUGAUAUCUCUUCUUAAAAACUUUCCACAGGGAAUAAAGAAGACUGAAAUCUGGAGGGUAUACAAGACAUAUUAUCAUAACCAACCAGGUGCAAAGGAUUAUGGUGUUACUAAACUGACACAUGUGUUAACAGAAUUUCCAGAAAUUGUAGAGUAUGAGAAAGAUGAGAUACCUUUUCUCAAAUUGAAAGAUCAGGCCCCGAUGCCUACCUUUGGCCUUUCUUGGGGCCAGGGAGUACAGAGCCACACAUUAAGUCAGCUCCGUCGUGAACGGUCUUCAUCCACCAGCUCAGUAGAGUCUAUGGCCAGUUCCAGCAGUAGUGUGCAGGGGACAACACAGGGAGGCAAGCACAAAAGAUUCCGAUCACCUGGCAGGGAAGUCAUUGAUCUAACAGAUGCAUCACAAUCGUCAAAGAACACUGGGCCAUUUAUUGACCUCACUAAAGAGCAGGCAGAUCUCUAUAGCAAAAACUUCAUCAGUUGUUCUCCAAGUGAGAGGUCUGUCUCUAUGUCACCUCAACAACUUGUACAGCCAGCCAGUAUACCUGUGCAGCCACAAAGACCACAAGUGAUGCCAGCAGGUCCACAUCCAGGUGGUCGCGUGAUCGAUCUCACCGAGACCUCCGUGGCGCCAAUCAGCCGACGGGAAUUUGAGGAAAGGGAGAUUAAGGUGACAGCCAUAAGAGGGUAUGACGGACGCAGACAACCUCCGCGUGAUAUACUGGAAAAUGCCGCUCGGGAAUGUAUCGAGAUUUUGGCAGAGGCUAACCAAUACGUCUCUCUCCACAGGGUGGAGGACCUCAUCAAAAGAAGGUUUAAUACAAAUAACAUCAAUAGUCUUGGAAUAAGGUAUUUAGAGAACAUCAAUUGCAUAAAUGAAUUUAAUCGUUCUAUUGCAAAGGUCAAUGCCUACAUCCAGGCUUUCGUGAAGACAAGAUCGAUUUGUACCCUUUAUGAACUGAACCAGUGUCUACUAGAGUACGCUCCAGACAAGGAGGAUUUCGCUUCGUUCAAGUUUGGCCCCUUGCAGCGUAUGCCAGAGGUGUAUAGACUGUUCAAGUUCCCCACUGACUUGGCAGACAUUCCUGAGAUCACGAGUAUGGACGUCCUUGAACAACUACGCAGUUUCAUGACAAAGCACAACAAGUGGACAGAACGUUUGGUCAUGGAGGAGUUCAUGGACCACCUGGUCGAGGCCUACGCUGCGGACAAUGCCUACAUGCUUGGGGUUAGACUUCGUAGUCUCCCUCUUGCUGCAAUGGUUCUGAAGAAAGCCCAGCGUGAUGCUUCAUCAAGUAGAAGAGCCAUUCAUGAAGGAUUUAAAGAGGAAUUGAGGCAGCAAAUACAGCAAGCCUUCCAAAAGUUCCGUGCCUCCAUUCUGCAGCCUUCUGGUGACUCGUCCCUGCAAGUACGACAGCACUACCUACUGCUCCGACCAGAAACAGCUGUCAUGGAAAUAUUUCAGAAGUUUCAAUUGAUCACCCAUUUGGAACAACCAUUUUCAAAAGUUGAGAAGCGCCAGUUUGCCCAGUUUCAGAAAGCAGUGUCUGACUUUUUACUGGUGGUCAACCAGGACACCUUGGGAGCAAAGCUGUUUCACCUUGCACUGUGUGUCAGCAAUACUGUUCUAGAGGAGGCAGCCUGUGAGCUACUGGCUCCAUCUACAGAAAACCAGGACCAGGGCGACACAAAACAGGAUCAGGAACAAAAGCAACCCCCUAAGAAAGAGGUAGUAAUUGAGAGUUUGAAGAAGUACCUGGAGCGUUGUUUAGGGCAUGGAUCUCUAAAACUGUCCCACAUGGAUAUGAUUGAAGAGAAGCUAGCUGACGACUUCAAGUUUCCCAGUUUUGUUGCCAUGGGGCUCGGCCGCUUCCUGGAGUUUGUCACCAAGGAAGCCAAGUCGUUUCUGGAUGAGUGUGGAGGGAUGACGAUUGGCAUGGGAGUAUCUGGCGGGGACAGCGACUCCGUGUACAGAGCACAAAAGUCGGAGGUUCUGGAGUUCAUGCAUCAGUGUCGACAGUGUGGCUUAGAACAGAAUGAGGAUUUGGUGAAGGCCAUAUGUCAACAGUUCAGUGUGAGGGAACCAAAGCAGCUUGGGUACGGAAAUAUUGGUCGUCUCCGCACAGAGAGUGAACGGCCAGGCAAACACCAGUCCAAGGAACACACAGUGGUAUACGAGUCAGCUCUUGGCUGCAAUUACAGUAUGACACCACGAGGCCAGGUUGGUAUUCUUGGUCACCAGGCAAGGGAGACAGCUCUGGCCUGUCUACACAACUGCCCUCUGCUGGAAGACCUGGCAGACUGGAGCCAGUGGGCGCUGGUGUUCGAACCAGAGCAUGGCAAACUGAAGGACUUUCUACAGAAAUACGGUGGAUCUCACAUCUCAAACAUUGAUGAUGGCAAGCGUCUCAUGACAACCGAUGUCCUUGCGAUUGAGACUAAUCCAGGCAAAUUUCUCAAACUCACAAGUCAGACUUCACCAGAUGUUUUUGAGCGAUCCCUGAUGGACCGUAAUGUGACAGGGGUGUGUGGUCACUUGAUGUCCAUGGUUGUGAUGAAUAGAGGCCUGGACAACACUCCUCUGGCCCUUCUGACCAACCACCUGAAGACAGCCCUGUUUACAAUGCAAGGCGCGGAGAGCAGCCACACCCUCCCAGGAGCGCCCCCUAUGGGUAGAUCUGCUGAUGCAGCUGUGGUGUUUGUACUGGCCUGUUUGAUGAAGCUGCCUAUCCGUAGCUGUGUGACCCUGGCUGAUAAGGUGUUCCUUGACCCACUUGGACAUGUUGUGGGGUCAACCAAGUCCAAGUCACUGCUCUUGGGGGCAUGUCAAAGUGUGUACGAGAGGAACCGGUUGCAGGUGCUUGGUUGUCUCUUGGGCAUUGAUGAAUGGACUCGGCAGAUCCAGGCCAAGUGUUCCCUGCCCAUAGACGCCAUAGAGAACAUCCCAACUGAUGAGGCACAGGAGUUCUUUGGAACAACAGACCAGGUUGAAGAAGACAGUGAUGAGUCUGAUGAAGAGUCUGAUGACGCUUCCUCCAUCUUGUCCAGUGAUGAUGAGGAGAAGGACAAGAUUGACAAGGAAUCAGAUGAUGUGGUGGUGAUAGAUGAAGUAGAGGUUGUUGGGGAGGACACUUUGGACAGUCAGAACACAGACAGUGCUGCAGAUGUCACGGAGAAAUCUGAGGAGAUUGAAGGCGAGGAAGACCAUAUAAACAAAGAGGAGGAGGAAAAUUUGACUGAAGAGGAAAAACAGGAGCGACAUUGCCAAAAGAUUAUUGACAGUAUACGUCGUGAUGAGUUUGGUGUAGGAGUAGAACUCAAUGAGGAUGGUCAGAGACUGAUGCAGGUCCAUCAGGAGAGACUUGGGCGCAGUCUAGACCGACUGUCCAAGGACCUAUACAGCAAAGAUACCCAUUUUGUGUUGGAGCUGGUUCAGAAUGCUGACGACAACACCUACCCCGACAUGAUGACCGAGGAUGUGUGUCCCUCCGUGAAGUUUAUUACGAGACAAGACUCUGUCAUUGUCCUCAACAAUGAGUGUGGCUUCGAGGAGAAAAACGUUCGUGCCCUUUGUGAUGUGGGCAAAAGCACUAAAGGAAAACACACGUUUGGCUACAUAGGUCAGAAGGGUAUAGGAUUUAAGUCCGUGUUCCGUGUGACAAAUCGGCCAGAAGUUCACUCUAAUGGCUACCACAUCUGCUUCGAUGCGAAGAGUGGCCCGAUGGGAUUCAUACUACCCCACUGGAAUCCAGACACCUGGGAGGAUGGCAAUGACUGGACUACUAAGAUAGUGCUUCCAUUAAAAGAAGAGAUGGGUUCGUACUCUCGCUCUCUGGCAGCCCGGUUUGAUGACAUCCAUCCUUCACUCCUCCUGUUCCUCCACCGCCUUCGCAAGAUCACUGUCCUUAACAUAGUGGACAACUCUACCCAGGUGAUGCAUCGUCGAGACCUCGGUGAAAGUGUAGUUGAGAUACAGCAUAAUGAGGGUACAGACAGAUUUCUUGUCAUCAAGAAGUCUCUUGAUGCCUCCAAGAUCUCCCUUCAGGCCAAAUCAGGGGUGGAAGUAGACUCCACAGAAAUUGCCAUGGCCUUCCCACUUAAGACCAAGGGUAACAGAGGAUUUUCCCUGACUGCUCAGCCCAGACAACCAGUGUUUGCUUUCCUGCCGCUCCGCAGCUACGGCUUCCGCUUUAUCGUACAAGGUGACUUUGAUGUGCCGUCCAGUCGCGAGGAUGUGGAUAGGGACAGUCCGUGGAAUCAGUGGAUCAGAAACGAGCUCCACACCCUGUUUAUCGAGGCUUUGGAUUUGUUCAAGUCCCACAAGGAGUUCAGCACCCUUGAAGCGAUCACAUCCUUUCUCCAGUUUGUUCCUAUGGAGGAUGAGAUCUUAGACUUCUUCCGACCUGUCGCCUCGCAGAUCCUGGCUAAACUCAAGGCAAAAGCCUGUGUGCCUACACAACCAAACAGCAAAGGUAUGAUCACAUGGAAGAUGCCCUCGCAGACAGUGAUCAUCCGGGACUCCUUGAUUUGUGAACUGAUCACACCAGAGAUGCUACAGAAACACCUCAACCUGUACUAUGUGCACCGUGAUCUUGCCGAGUCCUUGAACACAACCUUGACACAGUGUCUGGGCAUCGAGUGUUUGACCACUGAUCACCUGAUACAGAUUGGAAAGGCUCUCAUUCUUGACCGCAGCCAACAACCGGAAGACUUUAACAAUCAGAUCCUCAUCACUGCCAAGUGGCUGGCAUGUGUGUACCGCAGCCUGGACGAGUUCCAUGACAACCAGACCAUCCUGGAAACACUGAGUGCCCUUAAGAUCAUUCCUCUCGCCACCUACCAAUUUGUGGCAUUGACAGACAAAACCAUCUUUUUUCCGUUGACAGAGGAUAAAAAAACACUGCACCGAGGAGAUCCAAUGAUGGUUCUACAGACAGACCUCAACACCAUCCACCCUCUCCUUCUGGCCACUCCUGACAGUGAGGUUAACUCACAGGUGGAAAAACUCCUCAACAAGCUCAGUGUGAAGCGCCUGAUGCCCAAGGAUGUGAUCACUCAUCACAUUCUACCUGUUCUCAGCUCCGACCAGUGGCAGACCAAACAGCGUGAGACUCUGAUCAGUUACCUGGUGUAUAUUAAAGAGUGCCAUGAGCAGCAGAAUUCCAUUGUUGACCUAGAAAACCUGUCUACUGUUGCCAGGCUAGUAACCAACCAGGGGGUUAAGAAUCCUAGAGAUGACCCCCUUCACUUUACCACUCUGUAUGGCAACAGCAUCAACCUCCAAGCUAGCUUCCCAGGCUACGACUGGAUCCUACUGGACAGUGUUUAUCUGAACAACUGUAAAAGCAAUCCAGACAAACAGCGCUGGCACAGCUUCCUGUCCAAACUAGGCGUCACCAACUUCCUGUGUGUGCGGUCAGAGAAAGUCCAGAUUGACAACACCUUGAUCUCAUCCAGCCCUUGGGCACCAAUGAAGGAGAUUUGGGGAGACCUUCAGGAAGGGACUUACAUACAGGACUGGUGUUGCCGAGAAUUGGAGUGUAUUGUCUCGGACAACAAGAGUCCAACCUCAUACGAGGUGCAGAUGAAGAUGCUUUUCCAGCUGUUAGAUCAUGCCUGGGACAAUCAGUAUGCAACAUAUGUGUCAGCUCAGCUGUGUACGGCAGACGGAAGACCAAUCAAGGACACUGACUCUUCCCUCAGCAUCCUGCUGCGAACAAACAGUUGGCUGCCAGCCUUAAAGAAGGAGCUGAUAGUAGAUGGGGUCGGCAGUGUGCGCGCCUCCACCAAUGUGACUAUGUUGGCACCCUCCGAUAUCUAUCUACGCCUGCCUCAAAUAGAAAAACAUCUGUCUCACACGGUCCGCUACCUGGACGCCAUUCCAUCAAAUCAAAGCAGCUUCUGUCAAUUCCUCAGACUGAAAACCUCAGUGGACAUUGAGGAGGUAAAGAAAAGUUUAAUCAAUUGGGGUGCACGGUCAGAUGAGGUCGAGCCAGUUGUUUUCUGUACCAGUCUGCAGCACAUCAAAACUGUGUAUCGCUAUCUACUUGACCACCUGCCGCCAAAGAAAACACAGGACUUACUGAUGGAAAACCCGGUUAUCUUUGUUCCAGUAACCACAUUUACCAAUUAUAACCCAUCAUCAUCAACAGAUGUGGCUGGAAAGAUGAUGAAUAGAGAGGAGGUUUGGUGGACAGACUCUACCGGUCUGAUAGAAAAACACCGAGAACUUCUAGAGGAGUACCAUUCAGACCUGGCAAAGAAACGGACACUGACACAGCUCUACCAUGACAGCGAUAUUAAGGAGUUCUUUCUGCGUGUAGGUAAGAUUGUCUACCAACCUAGCAUGACAGAGUAUGCCGAGUUGCUGGUACUGAUGACCAGCAUGAUGCCCGCUGUGGACAAAACCAAACUGCGUGAUGUGCUGCAGCUGUACUCCACCAUUGGCUCUCGUCUUCAGGAUCCAAACUCUGACGCAAGCCAGGCCAAUGAUCAGGACACAAUCACCAAACGACAAAUACUUGAGGGUGAGAAACGUGAACUUCUUGGGCGGCUAAAAGGUCAGAAGAUUCUUGCCACAAAGAAGGGACAGUGGAUAAGCAUGGAACAAAACCCUAUGAUCAGUGACAAACGCGAACUGGAGAAAAUGUUCAGUGAAAAAGCUGACGUACACUUCCUGGAUUUGGAGGACCCAAAGACAAAAGACAAGCGUGGGCGACAAAGCAAGCCCCAUGAUGAGGAAGCCAUGCAUGUAUUCCUGAAGCUGUGUAAUGUGUGUAGCUUGUCAGAGAGUGUAGAAACUUCGGAGAUUACACCGGACUUUCAGGAGUGUCCCAAACUCCAGUACUAUGUCCACCAGGCAGUGCCUCAGAUACAGGUCUUCAUAUACAACCGCUACCCAAACAUCUACCAGCAGCAAACGGAUGACGCAAUCGCAACAACGCUACCUAAAAUGAGGUUUAUCCAGGUUUCCCGUUUAGAGGUGCGAUACUCCCUGCGGUCCCAGCCUGAAAUCUUCCACAUACGGCCAGAGAAGUGUCUCAGUGAAGGCUCAACCUUCUACUUCCACAAGGAAUUCCUGACCUCCUACCAGGAUAUCAACAGAGAGAUCUCAAAGUACUUUAGCAGGAAAGAUGAGAAAUGCUCCCGGGAUCUAAGGACCUUCCUAAAUAGUAUGAUGCCAAUACUAACUGGCCAGUCAGACGGCGACUUGAAUGAAAUCUGUGAAGACAAUGGGGUUACAGAGUAUCUACCUGAGGGGGAGGAACCAUGGUGUGUGCCACCUCCUAUAAGGCCUGUUCCUGAACCUCAACCCCAGGCUGUUACCGAGUAUGCCGCCAUUGAAGUUAACGACGGCAGGCCCCAGACAGAGGGUGAACCUAGACUAACAGCCUGGCCUCCAGCUUCUGAUACCAACUUAGCAGACCAGCAAGGCAGGAAGAGAAUUCCAAGAGAGGAGGGUUCCACUGGCUCCAACAUAUGGCCACCUCCAAAGGUGCCUGAUUAUCUCCGCAGUGUGAGAGAGCUUCCAUCAGGGGUCAGGGUCACUGAUGAAGAGGAAAAUUCUGAAAACAAACCUGAGAGAGCAGAAAAGUCAGAAGGAGAACAAAGGCCUAGAGACGGUGCUAGUGAGUCUGGCUCGGUUAGGCAGUAUACUAGACAGGACAGCACUGGAGAAAGUGCAGAUGGUAUGAAGAGGAAGCGAGCAGACGACAGUCAGUCGGAAGCUGGGGAAACCAAACGCCCAUACAGCUCAGGAGAGGUUUCAGAACCAUCCUCUGAUAAUCAAGGGGUCCAAAGAUCAACAUCUGUUCAAUCAGAAGGCAGGGGAGAUAAGUCAUCUAGUCAGUUUAGAGGUGGUGAGGGACGUAGUGAGGACAAAGAGCCCGGGGCUGUGACCAGUAACAAACGCCGCCAUCCAGACGAUGGCUCACCACCUCCCUCCAACAAAAAGUCUGUUAUGGGAGGACACUUUGGUGACCCCGCCUGGACUACUGUUUCCAGUGAGUAUGUAUAUGAUGAGCUGGACAUCAGGAAAGACCUCAAACUGCCAGAAAGCAUUGUCACAGAUUCUGGCGCUGGGACAGAGGAAAUAGGCCAGUGGGGGGAAACUUUGGUCUACUACUAUCUCCUUCAAAUGAAGGAGAUCAGUUCUGACAUUAUCCAAGUUACAUGGAAGAAUGAGCACAAGGAGACAGGAUUACCGUAUGAUUUUGAAAUGCAUGUUGCCACAGAAACUGGGAUCUCCGUGAUCUAUAUUGAAGUCAAGAGCACCCUAUCUGACAAAAAGGAAGUGUUUGAGAUCUCAGCACCACAGAUCAUGUUUGCUCAGGAGCAGAAGGAGGACUUCUGUAUUUAUCGAGUAUUCAAUGCUGGAGAUACUGAAAAAGUUCGUCUAGUCAGAAUUCACAACCUGGCGUUGUGUAUGGACCAGAAGCAGGUACGCCUGUGUAUGGUGAUUUAGGACUACCAGAAACACUCGUGAAGGAUCAAGGUUACAAAUCCAAAUCCUGUGGCCAGCGUUGUAAGGUUGAUGUAUCAAAAUAUAGGAGAUGUUCUGAUGAAUUUACAAUUUCAUUUUAAGAAAGUGUCAUAGUGGAACUUUGACAGUAGAUCUCCAUUGUGAGCACUUUAUACAUGCCAGCAUCAUCCUCAUCAGCAAUAUCCCAAAUAUGUCAUUUUGUGAAAAUUAGAAAUAUAUAACUGUCUAUAAUUUCAUGUAAAAUCAUUUGAUGGCUCUCUUACUUUUAAAUCCAAAUAACCAUUGUGUUUGAUGAUUUUUUCUAUAUGCCAUGCAAUUGCAGUUGCAACAUAUUCCUAACAGACUAUAUUUGUCUGUGAUCAAGUCUUUCUUAAUUGUGAUCUAGUAUGGUGAUAUGUCAGAAACCAGUAUGCCUGUUUACUGUGAUGUAAUGUACUCAACAGAAAAUUCUGUACAUAGAGGAAACCUAGUUAUCUGUAAUAAUAUAAACAAGUGUGAUAUCGUCGUUUGAUACUCUGUUUUAACUACUCAUCAGAACAUGUAGAUUACCUUCUCACUUGUUUAUUACAUUCAGUUAAUGUAUGUGACUUGUUUUGUGGAAAGAACAUAUUUAGUCUUAUAAACUAAUCAGAGAAGAUUGUAUGCUUUGUUAAAUUGGACUCGGGAUGGACUAGAUGUUUUAUCUAAGCCUAAACUCCACUCGGGACUAGAAAACAGUCAAAGGAUACAUAUGUUUCUAUGUAAUGUUUUGGCUUAAUUUGAAAUCGUUUUAAUUAUGUGCCAUUGACAUAUUGAUUUUUUUAUUAAAGAUAUGAAAUAACCACCUAUUUGAUCUUUGAAUAUUUAAAUCAAAGAAUUAAUUUGCUGUCUUGAUGACAAACCAUUUAGAAUGUUUUCUAGAAGUGGUCAAAUCUUUUAAAUUGUUGAAUAUAUACCUUUGUAUUUUAUUUGCUAUUAUCUGUGCUGUAUUUGUAUUUGCUCACUGGCAGAGCAAUCAUUUCAUGUAAACUUGUUGCCUUUGUGAUACUGUACUGUGUAAUGUGCAAGUAUAAGACAUCACUGUAUUGUUAGGUCAGAGUUAGACUCUCUACUGUACUAGACGUUACAGGUAGGGGACAUCACUGUAUUAUUAGGUCAGAGUUAUACUCUACUGUACUAGAUGUUACAGGUAGGGGACCUCACUGUAUUGUUAGGACAGAGUUAGACUCUCUACUGUACUAGAUGUUACAGGGAGGGGACAUCACUGUAUUGUUAGGUCAGAGUUAGACUCUACUGUACUAGAAGUUACAGGUAGGGGACAUCACUGUAUUGUUAGUUCAGAGUGAGACUCUCUACUGUACUAGAUGUUACAGGUAGAGGACAUCACUGUAUUGUUAGGUCAGAGUUAGACUCUCUACUGUACUAGAUGUUACAGGGAGGGGACAUCACUGUAUUGUUAGGUCAGAGUUAGACUAUCUACUGUACUAGAUUUUACAGGUAGGGGACAUCACUGUAUUGUUAGGUCAGAGUUAGACUAUCUACUGUACUAGAUUUUACAGGUAGGGGACAUCACUGUAUUGUUAGGUCAGAGUUAGACUAUCUACUGUACUAGAUUUUACAGGUAGGGGACAUCACUGUAUUGUUAGGUCAGAGUUAGACUCUCUACUGUACUAGAUGUUACAGGUAGAGGACAUCACUGUAUUGUUAGGUCAGAGUUAGACUAUCUACUGUACUAGAUUUUACAGGUAGGGGACAUCACUGUAUUGUUAGGUCAGAGUUAGACUAUCUACUGUACUAGAUUUUACAGGUAGGGGACAUCACUGUAUUGUUAGGUCAGAGUUAGACUAUCUACUGUACUAGAUUUUACAGGUAGGGGACAUCACUGUAUUGUUAGGUCAGAGUUAGACUCUACUGUACUAGAUGGUACAGGUAGGGGACAUCACUGUAUUGUUAGGUCAGAGUUAGACUAUCUACUGUACUAGAUUUUACAGGUAGGGGACAUCACUGUAUUGUUAGGUCAGAGUUAGACUCUACUGUUCUAGAUGUUACAGGUUGGGGACAUCACUGUAUUGUUAGGUCAGAGUUAAACUCUCUACUGUGCUAGAUAUGUUACAGGGAGGGGACAUCACUUCAAUUUAAUGCAAGAGUUAAGACUUUUUUUGCUUUACCAUUAGUAUGGGACCACUAUUAUUUCAUUUAGAAUGAAUUGAUACCACAUCAAAAGCAAUCCAAUCCAUACCUGUAAUAUUUUGUGUAGAGGAAAGAGUUCAUGUGGUAGCUAGAUAUUAUGUAUGACUUGUAAUGCAACUUUAUUAUUUUGUACUUUCAUGUGUUGAAACUUGUAUGAAACAAACAUAACAUUAU